This is a messenger RNA of Capra hircus (goat), 4217 nucleotides long. RefSeq names its product small integral membrane protein 13 (gene SMIM13). NCBI's taxonomy places the organism in Eukaryota, Metazoa, Chordata, Mammalia, Artiodactyla, Bovidae. The coding region runs from base 57 to 320 and encodes 87 amino acids. The record is from RefSeq and is a predicted model, not a curated record. The transcript is spliced from 2 exons.
CCGCGCCGCCCUCCCGCCUGCCCGCCCGCGCCCGCCGCCGCCCCGCCGCCCCCAAGAUGUGGCACAACGUGGGGCUGACCCUGCUGGUGUUCGUGGCCACGCUGCUGAUCGUGCUGCUGCUGAUGGUGUGCGGUUGGUAUUUUGUUUGGCAUCUUUUUUUGUCAAAAUUCAAGUUUCUUCGGGAACUGGUGGGAGACACCGGAUCCCAGGAGGGAGACCGUGAGCCUUCAGGAUCUGAGACCGAAGAAGAUGCUUCACCGUCUCCGCACAGGAUCAGGUCUGCUCGCCAGAGGAGGGCCCCUGCUGAUGAAGGCCACUGAGCCAGCCGGUCCUGUGAUGGCAAAUGACCAAGGGUUCUGGGAGUCUCUCUGUAAUGACGGGGCUUUGCAGUUUGCUAAAGGAGUGAAGAACAUUCAUUCUUGGAUUCUAAGUCCAAUUCAAAAAAAGAUUUACAUGUAAGCCAUAUGCAAAUAAAGGGAAGUUCAACCAAAUCGAACCAUUGCAGAUUUCAUCGUUAAGAUAAUUUUUGCUUGUAUGCUUAAACAUAUAUACUUUUUCUUUGACCCUUGGGCUUCUUUUCUUGCGCUGGUGUUAAUCUGAUAAAUAUUACAGGCUUGAAAAUCCAUAUUUUAUUAAUGUUAGUUCUGCGUCAUGUUUCCCCUCCCCCCUCCCGCCCCCACAUCAUGCCUUGUCUGAAACUGGGAUAUAUCUCGCGGUUACAGUCAACCAGGCAACAGUCGUGAUGUAAUUACCCUCGUCUGGGCACGUGUGGACCUCAGGCUUGUCAUAGCACCAUUACUGAUUGUUGGCAUCAAAUGUGUCAGGUUUAACUGGCUUUUAAAAAUGUCUUCAAAAAGAUCACACUAUGAUUCAGCCUUGAAACGGAAAGUCAUCGUGUAUGCGGAAAAGCACGGCAACAGAGCCGCAGGGCGCGCGUUCCGCAUCAGCGAGGCGAACAUCCGUCGCUGGAGGAGCGACCGAAACUCCAUAUUUUCUUGUAAAGCCACCACAAAGUGCUUUACGGGACCUAAGAAAGGAAGAUACCCGCAGGUAGACGAGGGUGUGCUACAUUUUGUCAGUGAGACACGUGCAAAAGGACUGCCCGUCACACGCCAAGCAAUGCAGCUGAAGGCCGGAGAAAUUGCCAAAGCCCUCGGAAUAGAUGAAGCGAAGUUCAAAGCCACCAGAGGCUGGUGUGAUCGAUUCAUGCGUCGAGCAGGACUGUCCUUGAGGCGUCAGACCUCAUUGCGUCCAAAGCUUUCCGCUGACGUUAACCAGCGGGCGGUGCCCGAGCGCUGUUUAAAGCGGUGCUCUAUCACCAGGGCGCUUGACGAUGCCCAGGGGGGUGUGGUCUGGAGGAACGCAGACGCCCAUCUGAAUGAUUCCGAAGAGUUAGACUCAGACUACGACGUUAUAGUCAUCACUUAACCAGCUUAUUUCAUCAUGCACUUCCUGGACGUGAGCACAAGGUUGAUCUGAUAAAUAACUGUUUGAAAGCUCUGAGUAAAUCAGAAAACUAGGCAUUCUGCAGAAUACAAAAGCAUCGUGUCAUAGUUGAAUCGCCUGUGUCUUUUCUUAGUGAUAUUUAUGGUGCAUCUUACCGGUGAUGGUAUCUUAGGUUAGGGGGAAAAAAAUAGUCUGUAAAUUUAUUUUUAUUCCUAGGAUAGCAACUAUUUAUUGGGGAACUUAAUUCUGACUCUUACCAUAUCAUUAAAAUAGUUAUCCUCUGAGACACAUUUUGGAGCACCCUGUUCACGAUUCUAGAAUAGAAAUGUGGGAAUCUGGGCUCUGUCCUCUUCCUUCAGGAAGGGUAGGCUUCAUUACUCCUUGCACAUGGGAGGACUUCCUGCUCAAGGCAUGUGCUGAGGAGAAAAUACUUCUUCACAGACAGCAGUUCAGUGACAAGGCCUCCGAGGCACUAGGUAUUGGGAGAGCGGGUGAAAAUGCCUGCUUUACUGUAAAGUGAUUCCUGCCAUGUUCCCUUGUUUGUCUUCACUGAACUUUGGACUCAGUGUUUCCUGGGGAAGAGAGCUAUGCAUUAAAGAACUUUCCCAUUUAGUGUUGCCUGCUUUACAUGAAAGUGAAUUGCAAAGCCAACUUACUUUAUUAAUCUUAAGUUCUUUCUAUUUUAAACGUUUGUUUCUCAAGAACUAGUCAUUACAGAAUAUCGCCUCUGUUUCAUGACUGUAUAACUGUUUGAUACCUCAUACUCCACGCUGAUAGUUUUAUUAACAGUUCAUCUGCUCUGCCCCGAAUUGAUGAACACCUGUGCUGUCAUUGUGGCCCUUUGCAUGUACUAAAAGGGAAUUUACAGAGUUUAACUUUACUUUUCAAUAUUUGCUAAGGGGAGCGGUCCCCAGCAGCUCAGAGCGGGGCACUGUCUUUGUUUCCUUACUGGAUACAGUUUUUUCUCUAUGUGACUAUAUUGUUCAAGCAUUCAUUUUAAUGCUUUUGUACUAGCUAAAUAUCACAUUAAAGUGCUCAUCAGGUAGGGGAAAACCUCAUGCUUCUUGGUGCUGGGAGGAUAUUUGAAUUGGAUUUUUUGCAGGCUGAUAUUUGGAGCUAUGGAUUCUGCUUUGUAGUGAAUGUCUUAGGUUAGAUAAUAGUUGCUGACCAACUCUUUUAGUAGCUGGAAGGCUUCCUAUUGUGUCAGUAUUAAGAGUGAUGGCCAACAUAACCCCUAAAAUAUUCAAGGGUCAUCCACAAAUUAAUCCAUGAAAAGAUAUACAUGUUGGUAUUAUUUAUUAAUAUUUAUGCUUUUAUGAAUGUCUUUAAAAAUAGAAUUUUAAGAAAUAUUCUGCUUAGCUUGUUUGGGAAAUAUGCCCAAAGCAUAUUAAUAGCUCACACUCUGCCAUGUAUUAACUCUUAGGAAAGUAAAAAGAAGUAGCUGCUGCCAUAUGAAAAUUCUACAAACUGAUUUCUUUGUUUGAAACAUUUUUUCCCCCUAUGCAUCUCUUUUCCUAAUAGACUCACCAUAGUACAUAUUUCUAAGGCCACGGAGAGAGGCAAGAGAAAAAGUUAACACAGAGUUACUUGUGUGAUACAGGGUUUUUGUUUUUCCUGUUUUAGUGCUUUUGUAGCUGAACUUGCAGAGCUCAUUAUAAGUGCAUUUCAGUUUCUUAGUGGCCUGUGGUUGAUGUUGAAGCUUGGAGGGUUCUGAGCAUGAAAAAAAAAAGACAAACAAGUAUUAGUCUUGUCUGAAUGCUCUCAGACAGUGAUGGUGACCUCGGACGCCCUCGUUGGAGGAUGAAUUCUAAAACGAGAAGACUCUAGUGGGUGCUUUCAUUUCUAUCCAACCAACCACUUACAAAUGGUUUCUCUUCUUUUGCUUCUGAAACUUCUGUGAAAAUUGCGUAUAUCAGAUUUAUUGGUAGCAUUGCUCUGAUUUUCAAGGCCAAAAGACACUAAAUAUUUGUGUGACGCUGUUAAAGUUUUAAAAACAACUUCAACCUGUCAUUUUAACUGAAAGUUGGGAAUAUAGUAGGUAAUGGUUUCACAAAAUAGGGCAUUUUAAACCAAAAUGUGUUGAAAGAUUUGAAAGUAGUGCAUUUUUACUUUUUAGAGUUCCAUGCUGCAGUAUUUUUAAAUUCAGUUUUUCUUAAAAGCUAUGUUUUAAUGUAACAUGUAACCAGUGUAACAUUAGCUUUUGACUGGUAAACUUGAAGCGCUUUUAUAUUUCAGGUUGACUUUAAAAAGCCAAUGAGCAGUACUCAAAGGUUAUGGGUUCUUAAGCAAUUAAUGGAGUAGUAUUUUGAUAUGGAGUCUAAAAUGAAAGCACCUUGUAUUGUCUGCUUUUAAAGUAUUCUAUAGUUUUUAACUUAAAGCAUAAAGAGAAACAUUUUAUCUUAUAUUAAUAAAAAUUAACAUUUUUCACUUAUUAAUGUACGUGUAUCCCUUGCUUUAUGACAAGUGUUUAUUACCCUUUAAAUUCUAUGCAUAACCAUUCACCAAAUAGUGCUGCUCUGGUUUCUUGAAGGAAACGUUCUGUGCUACGCUAUGGUAUAUUGUCAUCUUGCUGCUUGACAAAUAGGUUUAUAAGAAAUUAGAACUGUGUGUGUUCAUAAUGCCUUUGUAUAACGAGAUGAGGAGUCCGUGUAAAUGUUAUUCGCUGUAAAACAGUUACUAGCUGUUAAAACUGGUCAACACUAUGUCUAAAGUUUCUUUGGUUUGUCUGUAUGAUGUCACUUUACAAAGAAUAAAUUAAAGUGAAAACAAAA